Messenger RNA from Scomber scombrus (Atlantic mackerel), 5503 nucleotides. RefSeq names its product adaptor related protein complex 2 subunit beta 1 (gene ap2b1). Gene Ontology annotation, cellular component: clathrin adaptor complex; membrane coat. Gene Ontology annotation, biological process: vesicle-mediated transport; intracellular protein transport. The record is from RefSeq and is a predicted model, not a curated record. The transcript has 21 exons. Gene Ontology annotation, molecular function: clathrin binding. The coding region runs from base 11 to 2896 and encodes 961 amino acids. NCBI's taxonomy places the organism in Eukaryota, Metazoa, Chordata, Actinopteri, Scombriformes, Scombridae.
GACCACAAUCAUGACGGACUCCAAAUAUUUCACGACAAACAAAAAAGGGGAGAUCUUUGAACUGAAGGCGGAGCUGAACAAUGAGAAGAAGGAGAAGAGAAAAGAGGCAGUAAAGAAAGUCAUCGCUGCCAUGACUGUUGGCAAGGAUGUCAGCUCUUUGUUUCCAGAUGUGGUCAACUGCAUGCAGACCGACAACCUGGAGCUGAAGAAGUUGGUGUAUCUCUACUUGAUGAACUACGCCAAGAGCCAGCCGGACAUGGCCAUCAUGGCCGUCAACAGCUUCGUCAAGGACUGUGAGGACCCCAACCCUCUGAUCCGUGCUCUGGCCGUCCGCACCAUGGGCUGCAUCCGUGUGGACAAGAUCACCGAGUACCUGUGUGAGCCGCUGAGGAAAUGCCUGAAGGAUGAAGACCCGUACGUGAGGAAGACGGCCGCUGUGUGCGUGGCUAAGCUUCAUGACAUCAAUGCCCAGAUGGUGGAGGACCAAGGCUUCCUGGACUCCCUGAGAGAUCUGAUCGCUGACUCAAAUCCUAUGGUUGUGGCCAAUGCAGUCGCUGCCCUGUCGGAGAUCAGUGAGUCUCACCCCAACAGCAACCUGCUGGACCUCAACCCCCAGAACAUCAACAAGCUGCUGACGGCCCUCAACGAGUGCACAGAGUGGGGACAGAUCUUCAUCCUGGACUGCCUGUCCAACUACAACCCCAAAGAUGAGCGUGAGGCCCAAAGCAUCUGCGAGCGCGUCACUCCCCGGCUGUCUCACGCCAACUCCGCGGUGGUUCUGUCGGCCGUCAAGGUGCUGAUGAAGUUCUUGGAGCUGCUGCCGAAGGACUCCGACUACUACAACACCUUGCUGAAGAAGUUAUCUCCACCUCUGGUCACCUUGCUCUCCGGAGAGCCUGAGGUCCAGUACGUGGCUCUGAGGAACAUCAACCUCAUCGUCCAGAAAAGGCCCGAGAUCCUGAAGCAGGAGAUCAAAGUGUUCUUCGUCAAGUACAACGACCCGAUCUAUGUGAAACUGGAGAAACUGGACAUCAUGAUCCGCUUGGCUUCUCAGGCCAACAUCGCUCAGGUGCUGGCUGAGCUGAAGGAGUACGCAACAGAGGUGGAUGUUGAUUUCGUGCGUAAGGCUGUACGAGCCAUCGGACGCUGCGCCAUCAAAGUGGAGCAAUCAGCUGAGCGCUGCGUCAGCACUCUGCUGGACCUGAUCCAGACCAAGGUGAACUAUGUUGUUCAGGAGGCUAUCGUCGUCAUCAGGGACAUCUUCCGCAAAUACCCCAACAAGUAUGAAAGCAUCAUCGCCACACUUUGCGAGAACCUGGACUCUCUGGACGAGCCCGAUGCACGUGCCGCCAUGAUCUGGAUCGUUGGCGAGUACGCUGAGAGGAUCGACAACGCUGACGAGCUGCUGGAGAGCUUCCUCGAGGGCUUCCACGAUGAAAGCACCCAGGUCCAGCUCACUCUGCUGACUGCCAUCGUCAAACUCUUCCUGAAGAAGCCGACGGAGACUCAGGAGUUGGUGCAGCAGGUCCUCAGCUUGGCCACUCAGGACUCUGACAACCCCGACCUGCGUGACAGGGGCUACAUCUACUGGCGCCUGCUGUCCACCGACCCGGUGACCGCCAAGGAGGUGGUGCUGUCAGAAAAGCCCCUGAUCUCAGAGGAGACGGAUCUGAUCGAGCCCACUCUGCUGGACGAGCUGAUCUGCCACAUCGGCUCCUUGGCUUCCGUCUAUCACAAACCGCCCAGCGCCUUUGUGGAGGGAAGCCAUGGGAUCCACCGGAAACAUCUUCCUGUCCAGCACAGCAGUACUUCGGUUUUCUCCCACCACAGCAUCGAUACUGGUGAGAGCCCAGUGAGCGGUGGACCAGCGGCCGCCAUGGAUCAGCCACACGUCAUCCCGAGCCAGGGAGACCUGCUGGGUGACCUGCUCAACCUGGACCUGGGUCCUCCGGUCAACGUGCCCCAGGUCUCCUCCAUGCAGAUGGGUGCAGUGGAUCUGCUGGGUGGAGGUCUGGACAGCUUGCUGGGGGGAGACCUGGGCGGAGGUGUUGGGGGAAGUCCAGCAGUGGGACAGAACUUCAUCCCGUCGUCUGUGCCCAGUACUUUCGCUCCGUCACCAACACCCGCACCUCCGGCUGUCAGCAGCGGCCUCAACGAUUUGUUUGAGCUUUCCACAGGAAUGGCUAUCACUACCGGAGGCUACGUUGCCCCAAAAGCAGUGUGGCUGCCUGCAGUGAAAGCUAAAGGUUUGGAGAUCUCUGGAACUUUCUCUCGCCGUCAGGGUCACAUGUACAUGGACAUGAGCUUCACCAAUAAAGCCCUGCAACACAUGACCGACUUCGCUGUCCAGUUCAACAAGAACAGUUUCGGGAUGAUUCCCACCAGUCCUCUACCUGUUCACACUCCGCUGAUGCCCAGCCAGAACAUCGAGGUCUCUUUGCCGAUCAACACCAUCGGGCCGGUCAUGAAGAUGGAGCCGCUCAAUAAUCUUCAGGUUGCUGUGAAGAACAACAUCGACGUUUUCUACUUCAGCGUACUCAUCCCUCUCAACAUAUUCUUCGUCGAGGAUGGAAAAAUGGAGCGACAGGUGUUCCUCGCUACCUGGAAAGACAUUCCUAAUGAAAAUGAGCUUCAGUACCAGAUAAAGGAAUGCCACCUCAAUGCAGACACAGUAUCAGGGAAGUUGCAGAAUAACAACAUCUACACCAUUGCAAAGAGGAACGUAGAAGGCCAGGAUAUGCUCUACCAGUCCCUCAAACUAACCAACGGUAUCUGGAUCCUGGCCGAGCUACGCAUUCAACCGGGAAACCCCAACUACACGCUCUCUCUCAAGUGUCGGGCCCCCGAGGUUUCUCAGUACGUGUACCAGAUGUACGACUCCGUGCUGAAGAACUGACCUGCUGUACCACUUUUAGCGUCUACUGCUUCAUCAUCCUGACGACAAACGGCAGUGUUUUAUCAUUUAUAUCUUUCACCUGCGGAAAAAAACUGCCAAAACAAAGGAAUCCAAACAGCAAAAAGCAGGUUUACUGAAUAAUAAGACUUAAUCCCCUCCUAGAGAUUAAUAACAAAAACAUUGUGGGUGACCCUUUGUGUGUUAUUGUUUGACGAACAUCAUGACAACACAACAUUAAUGCUUCCUUUAUUUUGGCAGUUUUAAGCAUUAUUAUUGAAACUCUCCAUUUUAAUUUUUUUACCUCCCAGUGAAAAAAAAAACGUGUUUAUCAUUCCAUCCUUAACUUUUAGUGUCUUAAUGUUGUUAAGAUGUGACUGAUGGUUAAAAAAAAAAAAAAAAAAAACUGUCCUGAAUGAGGGAAAAAAAUAUAUCUUUCCCUUGUUGUCUGUGAAGCCAUUGCUUUUUUUUUUUUUUUUUCUUCUUCUUCUUUCUUCUUCUUCUUUAAAUUUUAUAUACUGUACGCGGCUCACUCCUCUUUUCAAGUUCAUCAAUUUAUUUUUGAUACUGGCUUUUGCUUCACUCGUACCUGCAGGAUAAAACAGUAUUGAUUUGUUCCUUUUUUGCCACUAGUCUGUGUGUGUGUGUGUGUGUGUGUGUGUGUGUGUGUGUGUGUGUGUGUGUGUGUGUGUGUGUGUGUGUGUGUGUGUGUGUGUGUGUGUGUGUGUGUGUGUGUGUGUGUGUGUGUGUGUGUGUGUGUGUGUGUGUGUGUGUGUGUGCGUGCGUGUGUCAGAAGCUGCCGAUGCCAUUUCUACAGCAGGUUUGCCUCCCGGAGGAUCAUUUAAAAAAAAAAAAAUACAACAUUCAACGACUUUUAAAGACGUACUAAAGUGACCACAGAUAACAAAUGUUUUAGUUUUUUUUGCUGUAAUAACAAACUAUAACACAGCUUCUUUUAAUUCUUAUAAUUAAUGUGACUAAUACAAAAAGUUUCCGUCUUAAAAAAUACAAUUUAAAAAAAAAAAGCUGCACAAAGGUAAAAAUGCAGAUGAGAGAUUAAACAUUAGUUUUAAUUACUUCUAAAUCUAAAUGAUGGCAUUUCAUUGCUGCUUCCCAACCUGUGAUUUUUUUUAUAUUUCUCUCAUGAAUGUAUUUCUUUAAUCGGUGCAUACUGUGAUUUUAUUUGUUGUUGUUGUUUUUUUCAUGUUGUCUACCUGGAUCAGUAGAGGCAUCUUAAUGUUGGAUGGCAGCAAAGCGCUAGAAGCUCUAGGUUUACACUACUGGCGAUAAAACACUCCACACUGUUUUUUUCUUUUUUCACUGCAGCUAUAAUAAAUGUCUUAAUAUGUCAUUUUUUAGAUGUUUUAUUAACGGCCAAAUUACCAAAAAAAGCACAUUAAAAAUUUUAGAUAAUGUUAAAACUAUUUAACACAUUCAGUGAAGUUAGUUUCAGGUUGCAAACGGUUAAGGAACAGGAAGUAAAGAAGCGUCCGACUAGUACGAGGACAUUUUAUGGGCUAAAAAGCUUCAAAUUUGUUGGUUAAUUUUGCAAAAGUUCGCCAUUAUUUCAACUUGAAAGCCUUUCAAUCAUUAGUUUUGGAACCACUACACAAACUACAGUUUAUAGCAGCUAUUGAUUAUGUGUCCACACACCAAUGCCACUUCUCUUUCCAAUGGCCCCAUUUAUUGCAGCCACAUAGUCGUGUAGAUGGCUUUAUACACAUAUAUUGUCAUUUCCUUAUUUAUUGUGCAUCUACCUCUGUGUGUGUUUCCUUUUUUUUUUAACUUGGCUUUAUUGUUGCAGUAGUUUCCACUCUGUAAUACGCUUUAAAUGUUUUAUCUUUUUGAUGCAGCUGUAUUUGUUUUUUAUUUUAAAAUCUUUAAUGCCAUUGUUGUAGAGCCAAUUUAAAAACCUGUGGCACGGCAGCCGAACCAAACUUUACAGGACCAAGUAUCUCACACAAAUGUUGCUGAUUUAAAAUGCCAAUUUUUUUAUGUUUUUAAAUACACUAGUGUCAAUAUAACCCUCUAGUGUUGGCGUUGUGUGUGUGUGCUGUAGAGCAUUGGAGUGUGCAUAUGCAUUGAGGCCCAGAGUCGCCCCUCGUCCAAUGUAGUCCAGUGAUGGUGUAGUUUGUGUAGGUAAUAAAAAAUUAAAAUGUAUUGGUAUAAUAACCCUGAUAAUGAAAUUGAAAUAGCUAAUUUCAGCGUAUCAAUCGUGUUGGUGACACUAUUUUCAUACUCCAUGUUAAACUACAUUUAUGUGCCUGCAUGAGCCCACUGUCCUUUUUAUUCCUUUCUCAUUUAGGCUGUGGAUUUACACCCUCUUUAAAAAAAAAACGUUAUUAUAAUAUCUCUCAAUUCAUGUCUCUAUUGUAGGUGUCUUCUUUUUCUUUUUUUCUUUUUUUUUAAAGCAGCAUUGUCUUUGCACUCCCACAAACAUAAAACAAACGUAUAUAUAUAUCCAUAAUUGUUGCCAGCAAUACAGAAUGUAUGGAGAGCGCUUUCAUUGCAAUCUUAUGAAAUUGAGUAUUUCUAACAUCUGUUGCUGUAACCCUAUUGUAAAUGAUUUGUUAUUGCAAAAACCUGUCACAGUACCACAUCUUAUGUCAA